CCACUGUCCAUAAAACGGUAACGCAGUUCAUCACAAUCAACAGUUACUGUCUUCAGAUCUACAUACACACCCAUUGUCGGAUAGAUCACAUCCAACAAUAACUUAACAAAGAAAAAGAAGAGAAUGGAUUCAAAGCCUUCCCCAUCAUCGGGAAGGUACGAAAAUAGCAAGAAACCAUAUUUGUCCAAAUCAGUAUCGGAUGCUAAUAGCCAUAGCCAAAGCUUAGCAUCGAUUCUUAACAAUCCACAUGCCGGUAAGUCAGAUGGAUGGUGGUGGCCAUCAAAUUUCUCAUCCCUUCCUGUCGUUCCUGAAUUCACCCCACUAAACCCACUUCCAAAACCCGGAUCUGAUAUAACCAGAACCGAUUUUUUCCCUUACAUAACAUCCUUUUCCGACCCUUUUUGUCGUUUUCACGAUAUCCAACAGCACAGUAAAUCCAGCCUCCUGGACGAUCAAAAUGGUGAAAAUGCGCUUGUCGCAUGUCUUCGUGAAGUGCCCGCUUUGUACUUCAAAGAAGAUUUUCAUUUAGAGGAUGGUGCAACGUUUAAAGCUGCCUGUCCCUUUAGGACAACGCCUGAGAAUCUGGUUAUGCAAGAAAAGUUGUCGCAGUAUUUGGAUGUAGUGGAACUGCACUUGGUCAGGGAGAUUUCUUUACGUUCAAGUUCCUUUUUUGAGGCGCAAGGGCAACUGGAGGAUCUCAAUUCAAAGAUAGUGGAAGGGUGCAAGAGGAUCAGGGAAUUGAAAGAGACAAUAAGGCUACUCGAUACUAAUUUGGUGGGGCCUGCAAGAGAGUUGCAGGACUUGAAUGUAAAGAGGAGUGAUUUGGUUGCUCUUCAGAACAAACUGAAGCUUAUUAUAUACGUUAAUCAAGCUUUAUCAACUCUCAAUUUGCUAGUUGCAUCUGCAGAUUGUGCUGGAGCUUUAGAUGUUACAGAUGACUUGCAACAUUUAUUGGAUGGAGAUGAACUGGCUGGUCUUCAUUGCUUUCGACACCUUCGUGAUGAAUUAGCCACUUCAAUCGAUUCUAUCAACAGCAUUCUUUCAGCAGAAUUUAUGCAUAUAACCAUACAAGAAACUGGCAACAUGGACGCAACAAUUACAUCAAAGUUUAAAGCACGGGCAACCAUUGCAAUUAAUGGAGAAAGCCAUGAAGUUAAAUUGGAUGAAGAAACCUCAAAUUUCCGAGACAGGCUUCUUCCAUUUGUUAUUGGAUUGCUAAGAACUGCAAAACUCCCUACUUUGUUGAGAAUAUAUCGUGACACUCUUACAGCUGACAUGAAAACUGCCAUUAAAACAGCAGUUGAAGAACUGCUUCGUGUUCUGGUUGCCCAACCUUUGGAUUCAGAUUUUGUUGCAGGAGAGCGAGUAGUUGAUACAGAUGGUGGGAGCUCAUCUCUUGCCAGUAGAUUGAGAAGCCUGCCACCAGAAAAUUUUGUUCAACUUUUGAAGGCUAUUUUCAUGAUAGUGCAGGCUCACUUAGUCCAGGCCUCUGAAGUUAAAAAAACAAUUGAAUGGAUUAUCUGCCAUCUUGAUGAUCAUUAUGCUGCUGACUCAGUUGCUGCUGCAAUUGCACUUGGGGCAGCAGCUGCAGAAACUGUUAGUGAAAGUGACUGUCAGAGCACCACCUUUUCACAAUUUUCUCCCUCAAGCAACUUUUCCAGGGCCUUUACAAUUCAGGAGAAGGGAAAUGAUGCAACCACCAUGUCAAAUUUAUCCAGAAACUUCAGAGCUGAUAUAUUGAGAGAGAAUACAGAAGCUGUAUUUGCAGCUUGUGAUGCUGCUCAUGGAAGAUGGGCAAAGAUACUUGGUGUCCGUGCUCCUAUUCACCCUAAGUUGAGGUUGCAGGAGUUCCUAAACAUAUAUAACAUCACUCAGGAAUUCAUUACUGCCACUGAGAAGAUUGGUGGAAGGUUGGGGUAUAGUAUCCGUGGAACCAUACAAUCACAGGCCAAGGCCUUUGUUGAUUUCCAACAUGAAUCUCGAAUGGCAAAGUUGAAGGCUAUACUUGACCAGGAAAAUUGGGCUGAGAUUGAUGUCCCCGACGAGUUCCAGACUAUCGUCACAUCAUUGUUCUCUUCCAAAUCAGAUAAUAGUGGACAUGCUGAUGAUGAUUCUGCUGGCACUGGAACAAGCAAAACUGAAGUGGUUCGAAGCAGCAGUGAUCCUUCAAUGGUGGAUGCUGGACUCCCAAAUAUAUCACAUAAUACAGAGCAGACUGAUUCUACUUCAACACAUCCAGAUAUUACAGCACAGAGUAAUGACACAAAAUCAAGAGAACGCGGAAGAUCAUCUCCUAGAGUGCUUUCCUUUGGGGGUGUUGCGUAUCACAUGGUAAACUGUGGCUUGAUUUUGGUGAAGAUGUUGUCAGAAUAUGUUGACAUGAAUAAUAGUUUAACUGGCCUAUCAUCAGAAGUAGUUCACCGUGUUGUUGACAUUUUGAAGUUUUUCAAUACGAGAACUUGUCAACUUGUACUUGGAGCUGGAGCCAUGCAGGUGUCAGGUUUGAAGUCUAUUACUUCUAAGCACUUGGCUCUAACAAGCCAAGUCAUCGGUUUCACAUACACUAUAAUUCCAGAAAUCAAGAGGAUACUGUUCCUGAGAGUGCCUGAGACACACAAGGGAUUGCUAAUGCUGGAGGUUGAUCGAGUAGCACAGGACUACAAAGUUCAUCGUGAUGAAAUACAUUCAAAGUUGGUACAGAUAAUGCGAGAAAGAUUGCUGGUACACCUUCGGAGUCUGCCACAAAUUGUUGAGAGUUGGAAUAGGCAGGAAGAUACUGACUCACAGCCAAGUCAGUUUGCUCGUUCAAUCACAAAGGAGGUUGGCCUUCUCCAACGUGUGCUAUGUCGAACUCUGCAUGAGGUAGAUGUUCAAGCUAUUUUCAGGCAAGUGGUUAUCAUCUUUCACUCACAAAUUUCAGAGGCAUUCUCACGGUUGGAUAUUAGCAGUCAACAAGCUAGACAAAGAGCCUAUCGUGAUGUUCAGCAUCUUCUUGGAUGUAUCAGAUCAUUACCUUCGGAUAGCAAAUCCAAUCCUCUCAAUUGGGGGCAGCUUGAUGAGUUUGUGGAACAAAAUUUUGGUGCAGAAGCUAGUCAAUAAGUUCCUUGUAAAGUAGGCUAUUCUCGCAAACAUUGGAUAGGUGUGAUGGGAGUAACCCAAGGACACCUGAAGACUACGGAUCGACACUGUACAAUUAUCUUGAGUUAUGUUUGCUCAAGAUCAAAUUUAUUCGUGGAAAGAAUAUGCUCCCUAAAUCUGCAACAUUUCGUCCUGGUUUUGAGGUUGCCCACACUUCUUGAGAUAUCGUGCCAGUAAAGCGAGGUGAAAUAAGUUAACAAUGAGAAGCAUAUCAGUUCUUGUGAAGCACUCUGGAAGGUGGACGUAUGAAAAAAACUAUGAAGAGUACGUCACUGAUCCAAUAUUGUUGAGCACGCCGACAUCAUUCAAUGAACUACACAAUCUUUUGGCAUCUUACAUAAAUAUGAAUUUGAGCAAUAAAUGUAUUCAAGUGGAAUAUCAAAUCAUAAGUAAUGCAGGGAAAAUAUAAAUACAUAAUGUAUGUGUUGUUGAAAGAAGUGACGUCCAAAAUAAUUUGCAUCAAGUAUUAAAUACAUCUGCUAAAGGUGUUAAAAUCAAGCAGGGAUAUGUUUGAAAAGAAGAACAUCAACUCAUGCAGUGGUUGGGGGUCUAAGCAUAACAAUAGGCGUUCAUGUAGAAAAUAUCGUAAAUGAUACAUUUGUUUUUCCGUACUUUCUUUAUAAUUUCUUUUGCACUUUCCAUAAUAAUGAACUCAUUUGUGAUUUUUAA
Molecule: messenger RNA, 3807 nt
Organism: Capsicum annuum
Lineage: Eukaryota; Viridiplantae; Streptophyta; Magnoliopsida; Solanales; Solanaceae
Product: vacuolar protein sorting-associated protein 54, chloroplastic
Exons: 21
Coding region: 124-3099 (991 amino acids)
Biological process (GO): Golgi to vacuole transport; retrograde transport, endosome to Golgi
Cellular component (GO): GARP complex
Molecular function (GO): syntaxin binding
Source: RefSeq, a predicted model, not a curated record